Molecule: messenger RNA, 982 nt
Organism: Populus trichocarpa (black cottonwood)
Lineage: Eukaryota; Viridiplantae; Streptophyta; Magnoliopsida; Malpighiales; Salicaceae
Exons: 6
Coding region: 135-752 (205 amino acids)
Biological process (GO): translation; negative regulation of translation
Cellular component (GO): ribosome; mitochondrial large ribosomal subunit
Molecular function (GO): mRNA binding; structural constituent of ribosome
Source: RefSeq, a predicted model, not a curated record
GGCCCGAAAACAUUUUGCCCUGCUCAAUCGCUAAGCGAGCUUCUUUCUUCUUCCACCAAACAAACCCUGCUCGUUUUCAAGGUGAGAAACGAGAAAUCAUCUACUUAAAUUGGAAAAAAAAUAAGAACAGAGAAAUGGCAAGCCAAGCUGCAGCUAGCGCUUUUAAUGGAAGCAUGAAGAAAGCACAUGCUGGCCUCAAACGUAUCAAUCUGGAAGGUCUACGGUGGAGAGUAUUUGAUGCCAAAGGCCAGGUUCUUGGAAGAUUAGCAUCUCAAAUAUCAACAGUUAUUCAAGGCAAGGAUAAGCCAACUUAUGCUCCUUAUCGUGAUGAUGGUGAUAUGUGCGUUGUGCUUAAUGCAAAGGAUGUCUGUGUUACGGGUAGAAAAAUGACGGAUAAGUUUUACCGCUGGCAUACAGGGUAUAUAGGCCACCUCAAGGAAAGGAGUUUAAAAGACCAGAUGGCCAAGGACCCUACAGAAGUCAUCCGAAAAGCUGUUUUGCGUAUGCUUCCAAGAAACAAAUUGCGUGAUGAUAGAGAUAGGAAACUGAGGAUUUUUCCUGACAGUGAGCACCCCUUUGGUGAUCAGCCAGUUGAAGCAUAUGUGAUGCCUCCCAGAAAAGUGCGAGAAAUGCGACCUCGUGCUCAAAGAGCCAUGAUUCGAGCUCAGAAAAAGGCAGAGCAACUGGAACAGGCCGGUAAUGAUAAGAGAAAAGGCAAGAAGAGAGAAGUUGAAGCAGAUUUGACCGAGUGAAAAGUGGGCAGAGCUUAUUUCCAUAUCUGACAGUUAAAGCGUUCUUAUUUUGCAUGUAACAACCCUAAUGUGGUCAUGGAUCACCAGCUGCUUCCAACGGCAGCAUUUCUUGCCUGGCUCUUGUCAUUCCUUUUAGGUUUACAAACAUUGUGAACCUAUUUUAGUUUCCGCUGUCUAGAGUUUCUCAAUGGGAAAUGAAGAUGAAGCUAAGGGACCCUUUGGCCCUCAAA